Medioppia subpectinata is the source of this 1884-nucleotide messenger RNA. The record is from the annotation of a GenBank genome assembly. NCBI's taxonomy places the organism in Eukaryota, Metazoa, Arthropoda, Arachnida, Sarcoptiformes, Oppiidae.
AUGAGUGAAGAAAACAAUAGCUAUGUGUCCAACCAAUGGGAGCCGUCUUCGGCCUCCACUCCCACCACGACAUCGACGGCCACUUCAGACACUCGGAGGCGAAACCACGAGAGGGGAGACGGAGUGGACGGACAGCGCUCCACAAGAGGCCACUCUCUGUCGCGCAAAGGCCUGCAUAUCGACAGCUCAGCCCUCAUGUGUCAGAACGGGUGCGGCUUUUAUGGCAACCGCGAGUGGAGUGGCUUCUGUUCCCUCUGUUAUAAGCAGAUCCGACACAAAGAGACUUCGGUUAUGAGUCCAAUCAAUCGAUGGAUUUCACCCGAAAUGCUGUCACUUCGGUCGUCGUCUUCGGCCUCUUCUCUGUCGCGUUCGUCGACGGCUUCGUCGGCCAACUCGUCGCCGGCCAACACCAACACCGGGUCCGCGCACUCGACGCCCGCACUCUUCACGAAGUUUGAGGAGAAGAAGAGACAACAGAGCGAUAAGAAGAGCAAAACGUUGAAAUCGAUAUUCAAACGCGCGGCCACUUUCCGCGAGUCGAAGAAUAGCAGCGCUUCCAACAGUGAUAAAAGCGUGUCGACGCCCACCAGCGCUCUCCAGUCGUUGACCGAUCGACAGCUGUUCUCAUUCGACACGUUAUCUCUGGGCGAAGAAGUGGUGGCGAAGUUUCUGCGCGAAGCAGCCAUUCUUGACAUCAAACGACAAAUCAAUAAAAUUGUUGACAAAAUGAAUAAAUCGGCGAAUAAGGCGUCUAUUGAGGAGAUGUCGGAACAGAUCCACGACUUCUAUCAGAUGAUGAGCACUCGGUUCACGAAUAACCCGUUCUAUCGCGAGGCCAGUAGUGAACAGAUCGAACAGUUGGUCGACUUUACCGAACGAUAUUUGAUGCAACAGUUGUACCAAAUGUUGUUCACACGUAUCCAACACGAAGAGGAGGACAGGGAUCUGGCGCUUCAGAAGCGGAUCCGUUCACUCAAUUGGGUUAUGGCUCAGCACUUGGACGUCGACAUCAAUCUAAGGCAUCCGGAGAUCAAAGAUUUAGUGGACAAAGCGAUCACAGAAGUGAUUGAAAUGGACUCAAAACAAGUGCCGCUCGAGAAGUUAGAGUGUAUUGUGAACUGCAGUAAAACGAUAUUCAAAUUACUGCAAGUGAAUAGUCAAGAGCCGGUGUCUGCCGACCAAUUCCUGCCGGCGCUGGUCCUCAUUGUGAUCAAAGCGAACCCACCGUUACUCCAGUCUAACAUCAAACUCAUCACUCGCUUCAGUACACCGUCGCGACUGAUGUCUGGAGAGGCGGGCUAUUACUUCACGAACCUGUGCUGCGCCACCGCUUUCAUCGAGAAUAUAACCGGCGAUUCGCUUAAUAUGACUGAACAGGACUUCCAGUCGUACAUCACGGGUGAAGCGCAACCGCCCGGCGCUUACCAACAGUCGACCUUUUUGUGUGAAGCGUUCCGUAUAAUGAGCUCUAAUAUGGCUAUGCUUUCCGACCUCAACGACCGUCAGACCAAAUUCGAGACACAAAUGAGUGAACUCACGGACAGUAUUCACACGUUUCGGGACGACAUGUUGAAGAGGACUCAUAGCGCACUCAAACCACUGCCGCCGACCGUCUAUUCGGUUCCGCCAGACGUCGACAUUAAGUACAUUCCGACCGCUUUUCGCGAACGUAUUCUCAAUCAAAGGACACAAACCGAAGGCAUUCUUAUAGAUUUGGGAAACGACGCGAACACCGCUGAAGACAACAGCGACGUUGCGGUCGAUGGCAACCACAUCGAUGGCAACACCGGAACCGAUGCUCAAGUAGUUGAGGGCGAAGACACGUUAUCGCCGGAACAGCAUUUACCACCACCACUGGCCCCAGAGAUACUUCAAAAGCCAUAA